This is a messenger RNA of Quercus lobata, 516 nucleotides long. RefSeq lists its product as uncharacterized. The transcript has a single exon. NCBI's taxonomy places the organism in Eukaryota, Viridiplantae, Streptophyta, Magnoliopsida, Fagales, Fagaceae. Bases 1 to 516 code for a protein of 171 amino acids. The record is from RefSeq and is a predicted model, not a curated record.
AUGUCUGUAGUUUGGCUACCCAUUGAGGACCUUAAUUCUGAGCCGAAGAGGGCUAGAGUGGAGAUCCGACCGACGCUGAGUUUUUCGGACGAGGACAAGAUUGAAACCAUCCAGCCACACGAUAAUGCUUUGGUAGUCACUCUCAAGAUAGGAGGGCAUGAUGUAAAGAGGGUGAUGGUAGACAAGGGAAGUGGUGCAAAGAUUAUGUACCCUGACUUGUACAGAGGGCUAAACUUAAAGCCAGAGGAUCUGAUAACCUAUGAUUCACCUUUGAUAAGUUUUGAUGGGAAAGUUGUUAUCCCAAGGGGUCAGAUUAGAUUGCCCAUGCAGGCAAGUUCGGAGGUGGUAGAGGUAGAUUUUAUUGUGGUGGAUGCUUAUUCCCCCUACACUGCCAUUGUAGCAAGGCCUUGGCUCCAUGCUCUAGGGGUCAUUUCUUCAACUCUGCACUUGAAGGUGAAGUAUCCAUCAGAAGACCAGAUUGAAGAGCAUGUGGGCAGUCAAUCCAUGGCUAGGUAG